Messenger RNA from Vespa mandarinia (Asian giant hornet), 1100 nucleotides. RefSeq names its product nucleoporin Nup43-like. The record is from RefSeq and is a predicted model, not a curated record. Gene Ontology annotation, molecular function: protein binding. Gene Ontology annotation, cellular component: nuclear pore outer ring. Lineage: Eukaryota; Metazoa; Arthropoda; Insecta; Hymenoptera; Vespidae.
GAAAUUUUGACAAAAAGUGUUUUUUUUUAAAAUGAGCGAAAAUGUCCAAGGAACAUUUAUAUCUCAAAAGAUUUCAAAGAUAAGAUGGAAACGCGAAGAUUUUGCAGAAAUAAAAAACUUUUUAACCGGCAGUUGGGACGAUCCGGUAAAUAAAAUUACAUAUUGGUCUCUUACAACAAACGAAGAUGAAGAAACAUAUCCAACUAUUGCUUCUGAGUAUUCAUUUCUUGGUGAUGUUACAGAAAUAAAGUUUAUAAACAGUAACUUUUUUGUGGCAUCGUCAUCUUUAGGCUCUGUUAAACUAUUACAAAUCCAUGAAAAUCCAUUUCCUCAAUUUAAAGAACAUAUGGCAUGGGAAUUUAUACAUAAUUUUAAAACAUUAGAUUAUGCUCCAUGUACUGCUCUUUCUAAUUUCGAGCAAGAUAUAGUUUCGGUGGGUGAAGAUGGUCGAAUCAAUCUUCUGACAACUACACAACAGAAACCAGUUAGAACAAUUGAGAAUGCAGAUAGCUGUUCUAUUUAUUGUGUUGAUUUCCUAAGACAUAGUGAAAUACUGACAGGCAAUUUACGAGGACACAUGAAAGUUUGGGAUUUAAGAAAUGAUCAUGAUACUCCUGCAACUACUUUUAUGCUUUCAGAACAGAUCAAAACUGAAGCAAUGAGUAUCGCACAUCAUCCUACACAGAGGCACAUAAUAGUUGCAGGUGGAGGUGAUGGUAGUUUGACUGUAUGGGAUUUAAGACAUCAUACUUAUCCCAUAUCACAGCUUAAUGCUCAUGCAAAAGCAGUUAGUGAAAUUAUGUUUCAUCCAGACAGACCAGAAAAUUUAUUUACAUGUUCAACCAGUGGUGAAUUGUGGCAUUGGAACAAUACACAGAAUUCAAAAUUAAGAUUAGAUUCAACAGACACUCAUUGGUUGAAUACAAUAGGAACAAAUGGUAAUAUUAACGUUACAUCGCUCUGUUGUGAUAUGCAUAAACCAAUAAAUAGUAUUGACAUUGAUAAAACAACUUUACUAUUUGGAUGUGAUAAUGAAGCUAUGUAUAUUAUUAAAAAUGUAGCUAUAUAACAAUUUCAUAGAAUAAACAUUCCUUUCCAUA